Pseudophryne corroboree (corroboree frog) is the source of this 2923-nucleotide messenger RNA. Its product is annotated as zinc finger protein 271-like. The transcript has 3 exons. Lineage: Eukaryota; Metazoa; Chordata; Amphibia; Anura; Myobatrachidae. The coding region runs from base 321 to 2885 and encodes 854 amino acids. The record is from RefSeq and is a predicted model, not a curated record.
AGAAGCUUCCUGUGUGUGUGGAGAGAGGAGCAGGAGUGAGGACGCUGGUGCUGGGCUUGUUUUUUAUUUUAGAGUGUAUAACAUUGGACACAACACAUUUCAGUGGAGGCGGCGGGAGAGGAGGUGACGGUGACCGGCACUGAGGUAACUUAAGGAGAUUGAGUCCCAGUAAGAAUAGAAGACAAGGCUGUGGAAAGAGACAACGUGAAAAGGAAUCUUGUUCCCUGCUCUAGCCAACUAAAGAUAUAAUUUCUUCUUAAGCUUCUGAAGGGUUCAAAGAAACUAUUUUCAUUUUCUAGAUAGAAGUUUUUAAUUUAUACAUGAUGAGUCUCACAGGAGAGAGACCACAUCUGUGCUCUGAGUGUGACAAAAUCUUUAGAUGUAAAUCACAUCUUCUCGUACAUCAGAGGAGUCACACAGGAGAAAAACCAUUUACAUGUUCUGAGUGCAGCAAGUGUUUUUCCCAUAAGUUAUCUCUUGUUGUACAUCAGAGGAUUCACACAGGAGAGAGACCAUUUGAAUGUUCUGAAUGCAGCAAGUGUUUUUCCAGGAAGUCACUUCUUAUUAUGCAUCAGAAGAGUCACACAGGAGAAAACCCAUUUACAUGCUCUGAAUGCAGCAAGUGUUUUUCCCAUAAGUCGCAUCUUGUUAUACAUCACAGAAGUCACACAGGAGAGAAACCAUUUGAAUGUUCUGAAUGCAGCAAGUGUUUUUCCACGAAAUCACAUCUUGUUAUACAUCAGAGGAGUCACACAGGAGAGAAACCAUUUACAUGCUCUGAAUGCAGCAAGUGUUUUUCCCAUAAGUUAUCUCUUGUUAUACAUCAGAGGAUUCACAGAGGAGAGAAAUCAUUUACAUGUUCUGAAUGCAGCAAGUGUUUUUCACGGAAGUCAUCUCUUGUUCUACAUCAGAGGAGUCACACAGGAGAGAAACCUUAUGAAUGUCCUGAAUGCAGCAAGUGUUUUUCCCAGAAGCCAGAGCUUGUUGUUCAUCAGAGGAGUCACACAGGAGAGAAACCUUUUACAUGUUCUGAAUGCAGCAAGUGUUUUUCCCAAAAGAGCAGUCUUAUUACACAUCAGAGGAGUCACACAGGAGAGAAACCAUUUAAAUGUUCUGAAUGCAGCAAGUGUUUUUCCCAGAAGUCAUAUCUUGCUAUACAUCAGAGGAGUCACGCAGGCGAUAAACCAUUUACAUGUUCUGAAUGCAGCAAGUGUUUUUCACGGAAGUCAUCUCUUGUUCUACAUCAGAGGAGUCACACAGGAGACAAACCUUAUGAAUGUCCUGAAUGCAGCAAGUGUUUUUCCCAGAAGUCAGAGCUUGUUAUUCAUCAGAGGAGUCACACAGGAGAGAAACCUUUUACAUGUUCUGAAUGCAGCAAGUGUUUUUCCCAAAAGAGAAAUCUUAUUACACAUCAGAGGAGUCACACAGGAGAGAAACCAUUUAAAUGUUCUGAAUGCAGCAAGUGUUUUUCCCAUAAGUCGUAUCUUGCUAUACAUCAGAGGAGUCACACAGGAGAGAAACCAUUUACAUGUUCUGAAUGUAGGAAGUGUUUUCCCCAGAAGUCAGAGCUUGUUAUACAUCAGAGGAGUCACACAGGAGAGAAACCAUUUACAUGUUCUGAAUGUAGCAAGUGUUUUUCCCAGAAGUCACAUCUUGUUAUACAUCAGAGGAUUCACACAGGAGAGAAACCAUUUACAUGUUCUGAAUGCAGCAAGUGUUUCUCCCAUAAGUCAUAUCUUCUCGUACAUCAGAGGAGUCACACAGGAGAAAAACCAUUUACAUGUUCUGAGUGCAGCAAGUGUUUUUCCCAUAAGUUAUCUCUUGUUAUACAUCAGAGGAUUCACACAGGAGAGAAACCAUUUGAAUGUUCUGAAUGCAGCAAGUGUUUUUCCCAGAAGUCACAUCUUGUUAUACAUCAGAGGAGUCACACAGGAGAGAAACCUUAUGAAUGUCCUGAAUGCAGCAAGUGUUUUUCCCAGAAGUCAGAGCUUGUUGCUCAUCAGAGGAGUCACACAGGAGAGAAACCUUUUACAUGUUCUGAAUGCAGCAAGUGUUUUUCCCAGAAGUCAGAGCUUGUUAUACAUCAGAGGAUUCACACAGGAGAGAAACCAUUUACAUGUUCUGAAUGCAGCAAGUGUUUUUCCAGGAAAUCACUUCUUAUUAUGCAUCAGAGGAGUCACACAGGAGAGAAACCAUUUACAUGCUCUAAAUGCAGCAAGUGUUUUUCCCAAAAGUUAUCUCUUGUUAUACAUCAGAGGAUUCACAGAGGAGAGAAACCAUUUACAUGUUCUGAAUGCAGCAAGUGUUUUUCCCAGAAGUCACAUCUUGUUAUACAUCAGAGGAGUCACACAGGAGAGAAACCUUAUGAAUGUCCUGAAUGCAGCAAGUGUUUUUCCCAGAAGUCAGAGCUUGUUGCUCAUCAGAGGAGUCACACAGGAGAGAAACCUUUUACAUGUUCUGAAUGCAGCAAGUGUUUUUCCCAGAAGUCAGAGCUUGUUAUACAUCAGAGGAGUCACACAGGAGAGAAACCAUUUAAAUGUUCUGAAUGCAGCAAGUGUUUUUCCAAGAAGUCAUAUCUUGCUAUACAUCAGAGGAGUCACACAGGAGAGAAACCAUUUAAAUGUUCUGAAUGCAGCAAGUGUUUUUCCCAUAAGUCAAAUCUUGUUAGACAUCAGAGAGUUCACACAGGAGAGAAAUCAUUUACAUGUUCUGAAUGUAAGAAGGGUUUUUCCCAGAAGUCAUAUCUUGUUAUACAUCAGUGGAGUCACACAGGAGAGAAACCAUUUACAUGUUCUGAAUGCAGCAAGUGUUUUAUUAGUAAGAAAACACUCAGUAAUCACAUGCGGAGUCACUCUGAGGGCCUGAAUGCAGCUUGUGUAUCAUAAGUAAUGUAACUUAUCACAACUGUAUGAAUUCAAUGGAG